UAACACCGUUCCUUCUUUCUAAAUCUUCCCAUUCUCCACUUUUCAUCAUCGCGUCAUUCACUUCGAGCUUCCAACUUCUCUGUAGAUUUCAUUCUUUAUUGCUCAAGUCAGUUCCUUUUUUUUGACAGCAUAAAUAUUGAGGUCGAAAUUGUGAGUUUUGAAGUUGAUUAUACAAUUGAGGAAACAUGAGCAAUGCGAUUGGGAAUUACUUGCUGCAUCAAAGUUUUUUUACUCCUAGAGUUUUAGAGCAUCAGAGUCGAAGCAAUACUUCAACCUCUGUUUGGGGAAAUACCUUUCUCCAGCCUCAAGCAAAUUUACUAACACACCGAGCUCCUACAUCUACUGAGUUCCGGGGCAGAAGACUCACCCUGCAGAAAAAUAAAUUACAGAUGGGAAAGAUGCAUACAAUUUUAAGAUCCACAAAGGCUGUAUUGGCUGCUGAUCCAUCUUCUACGCAACAGAUGGAAAAGUUCAGACUCGACGAGAAGGUUGAAUUACAGAUUGCUGUUGGGCUUCCGACAUCUGGUUCUGCUUCAGUAGUAAAUAUUCAAGUUACAAGCAAUAGUGACGGCCUGCUUCUACACUGGGGAGCAAUAAAAAAACAACAAGAUAAAUGGAGUCUUCCACAAUGUCGUCCAGUUGGAACUAUGGAGUACAAGAACAAAGCACUUAGGAGUCCUUUCGUGAAAUCUGGUGCUAAUGCUGCACUGAGCAUAGAGAUUGAUGAUCCUGCAAUAGAAGCUCUAGAGUUUCUGAUAUAUGACGAAGCCCAGAAUAAAUGGUAUAAGUACAAUGGAGGAAAUUUUCGUGUUAAUUUGCCAAAGACAGAAUUAACAACUCCAAAAAUAUCAGUUCCAGAGGAUCUUGUUCAAGUCCAAGCUUAUUUGAGGUGGGAGAGGAAAGGGAAGCAGAUGUAUACCCCAGAACAAGAGAAGGCACCUCCCUCAACUAUGAUGCCCCCUGACUCGGUUUCUAUAGACAAGGCUGCAGAAACAAACUUCACAACCACUUCUGUCAAUAAUCCGCCAUACAAGAUUCAAUCAUUGGAAAUAGCAGUUGAAGAUGAAAACUAUGUGGGGAUGCCAUUUGUUCUUUUGUCUGGUGGAAACUGGAUAAAGAACAGCAGCACUGACUUUUAUGUUGAGUUCAAAACUAGCCCAGCAAAGGUUCAAAAGGAUGCAGGUGAUGGGAAGGGAACAUCAAAGUUUUUGUUAGAGAAAAUAGCCGACUUGGAAAGUGAAGCCCAGAAAUCGUUUAUGCAUAGAUUUAAUAUUGCAGCAGACUUGAUGGAUGAAGCGACAAGUGCAGGUGAAGUAGGUCUUGCUGGCAUUCUUGUGUGGAUGAGAUUUAUGGCAACAAGACAACUCAUCUGGAACAAAAAUUACAAUGUGAAACCAAGAGAGAUAAGCAAAGCUCAAGAUAGGCUUACGGAUUUGCUGCAGAAUGUCUACAAAAGUUUUCCUCAGUAUCGUGAAGUUAUACGCAUGAUUAUGUCAACUGUCGGACGUGGAGGUGAAGGGGAUGUUGGGCAACGAAUUAGGGAUGAAAUAUUAGUCAUUCAGAGAAACAAUGACUGUAAAGGUGGACUGAUGGAAGAAUGGCAUCAAAAGCUUCAUAAUAACACUAGUCCUGAUGAUGUUGUGAUCUGUCAGGCACUGAUGGAUUAUAUCAAGAGUGACUUUGACAUUAGUGUUUACUGGAAAACCUUGAACGAUAAUGGAAUAACAAAAGAGCGUCUCCUUAGUUACGACCGUGCUAUACAUUCUGAACCUAAUUUUAGGCCGGAUCAAAAGGAUGGGCUUCUGCGUGAUCUUGGACAUUACAUGCGAACAUUAAAGGCUGUUCAUUCAGGUGCAGAUCUUGAGUCUGCCAUCGCUAAUUGCUUGGGAUACAAAGAUGAGGGACAAGGUUUCAUGGUUGGAGUACAGAUAAAUCCUGUCCAAGGCUUGCCAGGAGGAUUUCCGGAACUACUCCUAUUUGUUGUGAACCACAUUGAAGACAGAAAUGUCGAAGCCCUGCUAGAGGGAUUGCUUGAGGCUCGCCAGGAGCUUAGACCAUUGCUUUCCCAGUCGAACGACCGCUUGAAGGAUAUUUUAUUCCUGGAUAUUGCCCUAGACUCUGCAGUUAGAACAGCUGUAGAACGUGGUUAUCAAGAGUUGAAUAAUGCUAGCCCAGAGAAAAUCAUGUACUUCAUCUCUCUUGUUGCUGAGAACCUCACACUUUCCGUGGGUGAUAAUGAAGAUCUCCUUUAUUGCUUAAAGGGAUGGAACUUAGCCCGGAGCAUGUGCAAGAGCAGCGAUGAGCACUGGGCAUUGUUUGCAAAAUCAGUCCUUGACAGAACUCGGCUUUCACUUGCAAACAAGGCUGAGGCCUACCAUCAAUUACUGCAACCAUCGGCAGAGUAUCUUGGCACACUGCUUGCGGUGGAUCAGGGGGCCGUCGAUAUAUUUACUGAAGAAAUCAUUCGAGCAGGAUCAGCAGCUUCACUGUCCUCCCUUCUCAAUCGACUUGAUCCCAUUCUUCGAAAAACUGCUAAUCUAGGAAGUUGGCAGGUCAUCAGUCCAGUUGAAGCUGUUGGAUAUGUUGUUGUAGUUGAUCAAUUGCUUUCUGUUCAGAAUAAGUCUUACUCAAGACCAACAAUAUUGGUUGCAAAAUCUGUAAAAGGGGAGGAAGAAAUUCCUGAUGGUGCUGUAGCAGUACUGACUCCGGACAUGCCUGAUGUUCUGUCGCAUGUUUCUGUUCGAGCCAGGAACAGUAAGGUUUGUUUUGCCACUUGCUCUGAUCCCAAUAUAUUGGCUGACAUUGAGGCACAUGAAGGAAAGUUGUUGCAUUUAAAACCAACAUCUGCCGAUGUGGUAUACAGUGAGAUGAAAAAUUACGAGCUAGUAACUUCAGCUGACUCAAAUGAAGCUUCAUCUGCUCCAUCUUUGUCUUUGGAGAGAAAGCAGUUCUCUGGAAGAUAUGCGAUAGCAUCUGAAGAAUUUACAGAUGAACUGGUUGGGGCCAAAUCACGCAAUAUUGCACAUCUAAAAGGGAAAGUUCCUUCUUGGGUUAACAUCCCAACUUCUGUUGCUUUACCAUUUGGUACUUUUGAAGCAGUCCUUUCAGAUAAGUCAAAUCAGGUUGUGGCAGAGAAAUUGCUAGUUCUGAAGAGAAGGUUAUAUGAAGGAGACUUUAGUUUGCUUGGUGAGAUUUGAAACACAGUUUUGGAUCUUGCAGCACCACCACAGUUGAUUAAAGAGCUGAAGGAGAAGAUGCAAAGUUCUGGCAUGCCGUGGCCUGGUGACGAAGGUGCAGAGAGAUGGGAGCAAGCAUGGAUGGCCAUAAAGAAGGUAAG
Salvia hispanica is the source of this 3337-nucleotide messenger RNA. The record is from RefSeq and is a predicted model, not a curated record. NCBI's taxonomy places the organism in Eukaryota, Viridiplantae, Streptophyta, Magnoliopsida, Lamiales, Lamiaceae.